AUGCCGUACACACCACUAACGGUUAGAAAUGCUCUAGCCAGAAGUGUGAUCUGUAAAAUAGCAUCAAAGGCUUACAGGCCAAUGAUAUACACAUCGGAGAUCAUUCCUGAAAAUACUCUUUCAACAAUUAGGUGCUAUUCAACCAGAUCUACAGUGAUCCAGCUCCUAAACAACAUUGGUUCCAAAAGAGAAGUUGAACAAUACUUGAAAUAUUUCACUUCUGUUUCCCAACAGCAGUUUGCUGUGAUUAAAGUCGGCGGUGCUAUUAUCACCCAACAACUCCCACAGUUAGCAUCAUGCUUGGCGUUCCUUUAUCACUUGGGAUUGUAUCCCAUUGUAGUUCAUGGAACGGGUCCACAAAUCAACCAAAUUUUAGAAGGUCAGGGUGUUGAACCUGAAUAUUCUAAUGGUAUUAGAAUUACAGAUACAAAAACAAUGGCUGUGGUCAGACGGUGCUUUUUGCAACAAAACCUCAGACUUGUGACUGCAUUGGAAAAAAUGGGCGUCAGGGCUAGACCAAUAACGGGGGGUGUUUUUCAGGCUCAAUAUCUGGAUAAAGAGAAGUAUAAACUUGUUGGUCAUAUAACCAGCGUAGAUAAAGAGCCAAUCGAGGCGUCAAUUAACGCUGGAGCUCUGCCAAUUUUGACUUCUAUGGCUGAAACCCCGUCUGGUCAGAUAUUGAAUGUUAAUGCAGAUGUUGCAGCUGGAGAAAUUGCAAGAGUUUUUGAACCAUUGAAGAUUGUGUACUUAAAUGAAAAAGGUGGAAUAAUUGACGGAAACACAAAGGAGAAAAUAUCGGUUAUAAACCUUGAUGAAGAGUAUGAAGAUCUUUUGAAACAGAAGUGGGUGAAAUAUGGAACGAAGUUAAAGCUCAAAGAAAUCAAAGCCCUUCUUACAUAUCUUCCAAGAAGCUCUUCCGUGGCAAUUAUCAAUGUUGAUGAUCUUCAGAAAGAGUUAUUUACUGACUCAGGUGCAGGAACUUUAAUUCGCCGCGGUUACAAGUUGUUUACGAAGCGGACUUUGAAGAACUUCUCUCAGCCUGACUUGCUCCGUUCUGCUUUGGAGAGGGAUCCAGAGAUUAAGUUUGGGAAGAAUUCUGUUGCAAACUAUCUAACCGAGCUUGAAAAAAUGAGCUUCAAGGCAUAUGGCGAUGAACCCUUGGAUGUCAUGGCUAUUGUGUGUGACGAUCACGAGUUUAAUAGUACGAUUCCACGUCUUGACAAGUUUCUCGCUUCAAAGGCUGGCUGGCUAAAUAACGUUACAGACAACGUGUUCAGUGCAAUAAAAAAAGACUAUCCUUCACUUUACUGGAUAGUUGACGAAGACGAUCCAUAUACUGCCUGGCAUUUCAACAAAGCCGACGGUUCAUAUACAAAGGAUGGAAAAAUCUUGUACUGGUAUGGCUGUAAGAACGUUGGCGAUAUCAGCUCUCUUAUUGACUCAUUUUAUAAAAAAUGCUCUACUGCAAGUGAACAGGGGUCUGGUGUAUUUAAUGGACAACAGACUGGUAGCUUUUCAACUUUUUCUCUUGGGCUGGCUGGGAACAAAAUUGCAGCAAAGAAAAAUAAAAUUUCGGCAUGUAUUGGACAUCGAGCAUAUUCCACACAACCGUUGCGUGAGACAAUAAAUCAUAAUGUGGGAAAGAUCGGAUUGAUCGGAGCCAGAGGAUUCACUGGAAGAAAUCUUAUUGGAUUGAUCAAUAAACAUCCAUACUUGGAAGUUGCCCAUGUUUCAUCCAGAAACUUGAAGGGAAAGAAACUUGAAGGAUACGACAAAAGUGAAGUUAUCUACGAGAACCUAUCACCAGUGGACAUAGAGGAGAUCGAAAAAAGUGGGGAGGUUGAUGUCUGGGUGAUGGCUUUGCCAAAUGGUGUGUGCUCUCCGUUUGUCCAGGCAAUUGAUGCUGGAAACUCUGGAAAAUCACACAUCGUUGACCUUUCUGCGGAUGGCCGAUUUGAUACGACAGGAAAAUGGGUGUAUGGAUUACCAGAAUUAAGCAAUAGAGCUGAGAUAGCUCAAGCCACAAGAAUAUCCAACCCCGGUUGCUAUUCUACUGCUUCUCAGAUUGCAAUUAAUCCCGUGUUUAAAUAUAUUGGUGGGCGUCCUUCCAUAUUUGGCAUUUCUGGCUAUUCCGGUGCCGGAACAAAGCCUUCGAAGAAGAAUGAUGUGUCGUUUUUGAAUAACAAUCUUGUCCCAUACGCUUUGACAGACCACACACAUGAAAAAGAAAUAUCUUUUCAUUUAGGGAAGAAGGUUGCUUUUAUGCCACACGUUGGUCAAUGGUUUCAAGGAAUUACCUUGACAAUAAACAUUCCUUUGAAGGAGAAGUUGACAGCAGAAGAUGCUUUCCAACUGUAUUCAGAGAAAUAUGCAAACGAAAAAAUGAUUUCUGUCAUCAAAAAUACACCUUACGUGAAAGAUAUUAGUGGAAAGCAUGGUGUGGUUGUAGGUGGCUUCAGUGUGAAUGAGGAAAAGGAUAGGAUGGCAGUGGUCGCAACAAUUGAUAAUUUGCUUAAGGGUGCUGCAACUCAAUGCCUUCAAAAUAUUAAUUUGAUGAUGAAGUACGAUGAAUAUGCCGGUAUUCCAGAAAGUAAGAUGGUGUGCGCAUAA
This is a messenger RNA of Brettanomyces bruxellensis, 2610 nucleotides long. It is a transcript of the gene ARG5,6, whose product is annotated as Protein arg5,6, mitochondrial. NCBI's taxonomy places the organism in Eukaryota, Fungi, Ascomycota, Pichiomycetes, Pichiales, Pichiaceae. Gene Ontology annotation, biological process: L-arginine biosynthetic process. The transcript has a single exon. The coding region runs from base 1 to 2610 and encodes 869 amino acids. Gene Ontology annotation, molecular function: L-glutamate N-acetyltransferase activity, acting on acetyl-CoA as donor; acetylglutamate kinase activity; NADP+ binding. Gene Ontology annotation, cellular component: cytoplasm; mitochondrion; mitochondrial matrix. The record is from RefSeq and is a predicted model, not a curated record.